AGCUAUUUUUUAGUUUCUCAUAAUAUUUUCUCAGGCUGCACUGUUUUUGUGUGUUACGCUCAUGAUGAUGCAUGAAGAGCUGUAUGAUUUCUUGAAGAGACGGCGGUCGGUGGGUUCGCUCCGCUGGUUCCUGGAGGAACCGGACCCUCCGACCCCUCUGCCUCUCACCCCGUUGCAGGAGUACCUGCAGAAGCUACUGGAGAUGAAGAUGCUCAGUAGUGAUCAGUUUGAUAACCUGGAAAAGCACACACAGUGGGGAAUCGACUUUGUGGAAAAAUACACCAAAUUUGUGAAGGAAAGGUCUGAGAUCGAGCUUAACUAUGCAAGACAGAUCAGGAAUCUGUCCAAGAAAUACCAGCCUAAGAAGAAAGAGGAAGACGACAAUAAGUACACAUGGUGCCGCGCGUUUCAUUCGACGCUAAACGAGCUGAACGAUUACGCCGGGCAGCAUGAGCUCAUCGCAGAGAACAUGACGUCACAGAUCAUCGCCGAACUCACGCGAUACGCACAGGAUAUCAAAACAGAGAGGAAAGCGCAUUUCCAUGAUGGACGGAAGGCACAGCAACAGGUCGAAGCCAGUUGGAAACAGCUGGAAUCGUGUAAGCGGAAGUUUGAGCGGGAUUGUAAAGAAGCGGAUCGAGCCCAGCAGUACUUUGAGAAGCUGGACGCAGACAUCAACGUGACGAAAGCAGACGUGGAGAAGGCACGGCAGCAGGCUCAGAUGAGACACCAGAUGGCUUCUGACAGCAAGAAUGAAUAUUCCUCAUGCCUGCAGAAGUUCAACCAGGAACAGAAUGAACAUUAUUACACCAUCAUCCCUAAUAUCUUCCAGAAGAUCCAGGCAAUGGAGGAGAAGAGGAUAGAGCGAAUGGGCGGGUCGCUGAAGACAUUUGCGGAGGUCGACCGACAGAUUCUGCCCAUCAUUGGGAAAUGCCUGGAUGGAAUAACACAAGUGGCCGAGUCCAUCGAACCCAAGAAUGACUCCUCUCAGGUCAUAGAGUCGUAUAAGUCUGGGUUCGAGCCUCCUGGCGAUGUGGAGUUUGAAGACUACGGUCAGGCGAUGAAGAGGACGGUGUCUGAGACCAGUCUGACUAACUCACGCUCGGACAACAAAGCGGACCGUUCCAGCAAGGGCAAGAGCAAAACUCUCUGGCCUUUCAUUAAGAAAAACAAGCUCUCUUUAAAGCUGCUCUCACUCAAUGCCCACGUGCGGAACCUUAUUGAGGGUUCGAAUCCUGAGGACUUCAGUCAUCUUCCUCCAGAGCAGAGAAGGAAGAAGCUUCAGGCGAAGAUCGACGACAUCAAUAAAGACGUACAGAAAGAGAUGGACCAGAGAGAUGCUUUGACUAAAAUGAAGGAAGUGUAUGUAAAGAACCCACAGAUGGGGGAUCCCAACAGCGUGGACCCUCGGUUAGCAGAGAUCGCCCACAACAUUGAGAAACUGCAGGCGGAGGCACAGAAAUUUGAGGGCUGGUUAGCGGAGGUCGAAGGAAGGAUGCCGGUAAAGAGUGACCCUCCGAAGAGGACGAGUGUUCUAUACGAGACCCAAAACAGCACACCACCCACCAACAACAACUGCGCACAGGAUAGAGAGAGCAGUCCGGAUGGCAGUUAUACAGAGGAACCGAGUUCUGAGGUCCAGAGUAAAGUCCAACCUGAAACAGCAGAGUCUGGAGAUGAAUUUGAUGACGCAGAUGAAGAAAUGCUACCGACCAUCGGCACCUGCAAAGCCCUCUACCCGUUUGAAGGUGCUAAUGAAGGCACCAUCUCAGUAGUGGAGGGUGAGCUCUUGUAUGUAAUAGAGGAAGACAAAGGUGACGGAUGGACGCGUGUUAGAAGAAACGAGGAAGAGGAGGGUUACGUCCCCACAUCCUACGUCGAGGUCUUUCUGGACUCCAACGCCAAAGAUUCGUAAAGUAUGGAAGGAGGACUCAGUGGUGCAGGGCAAACAGCAGCCACAUGUGAGGAAAACUACAGCCUACCCUUCAUGAACCGCCCUAGAGUGAGACAGAUGAGAGACAGACACAAAACAAAGAGAGGAACAGUGAAAGAAGCGAGAGGAAGAGGCUAUAGAGACCUCUCGGCCUAAAUUCUCCGGCUGUAGAGAGGAACUUUAUCAGUGAAUCAGAGAAAUAUUAUGGCAUUUAGAUUUAUUACCUGUCUGUUAUUUUAUAAUGAGGUGAAUAUGAGCUGCAUAUAUCAUUUUGCUUUUUAAAAUCAUUUGCUUCAUCGCUGCUGAAUGGCGCUAAACUUUCUUUCAGCCUGUGCGAGUGAGUGUAUGUAUGUGUGUUUGUCUUUAACCGUCUUGUUUCAAAUUUCCUCACCUUUCCUCGAACUAAAACCCUGGGAAUGUGGUCUGUUAAAGGAGCUGAAUUUGCGGUACCACGACAGUGCUGCGUUCCAUCCAUAUUCCUGUUAUAUAUAGCUUGAUGCUCUAAAGAUGAUGUACACUACUGGUCAAAAGUUUGGAACAAUUAAGAUUUUUAAUGUUUUGAAAGAAGUCUAUUCUGC
Molecule: messenger RNA, 2511 nt
Organism: Sinocyclocheilus rhinocerous
Lineage: Eukaryota; Metazoa; Chordata; Actinopteri; Cypriniformes; Cyprinidae
Gene: fnbp1b
Product: formin binding protein 1b
Exons: 17
Coding region: 62-1915 (617 amino acids)
Biological process (GO): signal transduction
Molecular function (GO): protein binding
Source: RefSeq, a predicted model, not a curated record